AUGCUGUACUUCAAAGUAGUCUUGACGUGUGGUCUGCUCCUCGGUUUCUCGAUGAUCACAGAGAGUUUGAACUUCAAAGAUUGUGGUUCCACGGACGUUUCUGUGAUGAGAGUGACGCUUUCUCCAAGCAGUAAAGUACCUUGCGUUAUUGUUAGGGGAAAACAAUCCGAGUCGAAAUUGAACAGGGACAUCGCUACCGAACUCCCCGAAAUCAGGGGUUCAUCUGGGCACGGGCCGCAGGUGCUACAAUUCCCGGAAGGCGGUAUACGUGCUCACAUGAGUCCAUCUUGCCCCAUCAAAGCUAGGAAAUUCUACGCUUACUUUACAGGCCCAGAGUGA
Molecule: messenger RNA, 339 nt
Organism: Opisthorchis viverrini
Lineage: Eukaryota; Metazoa; Platyhelminthes; Trematoda; Opisthorchiida; Opisthorchiidae
Exons: 3
Coding region: 1-339 (112 amino acids)
Source: RefSeq, a predicted model, not a curated record